AUGAUUAACAAUCGCACUCCUCCCGAUUCGGUAACCUUAUGUUUUGAGAAGUCCAAAUGGUCCUCCCGCAUGACCAAAGAGCUCUGGAGAAGAAGAUGGAACGGUACUCCACAACCAGCGAAGAAAAUCUUCAACCAGAUCAUGAAAUAUAAUUUGGUCUGGAGAGAUGAUUAUCAUAUUGAUCGAUAUAGUCGCAUCGACAAGGUCACUGAAACUGAAAAGCAAUACUUAAAAGAAGUUUACGGCGAAGAAGAACUUCAGAAGAUACUCGAGUAA
This is a messenger RNA of Trichomonas vaginalis G3, 276 nucleotides long. RefSeq lists its product as uncharacterized. The transcript has a single exon. Lineage: Eukaryota; Parabasalia; Trichomonadida; Trichomonadidae. The record is from RefSeq and is a predicted model, not a curated record. Bases 1 to 276 code for a protein of 91 amino acids.